Messenger RNA from Tupaia belangeri chinensis (Chinese tree shrew), 3113 nucleotides. RefSeq names its product inositol-pentakisphosphate 2-kinase (gene IPPK). Gene Ontology annotation, molecular function: inositol-1,3,4,5,6-pentakisphosphate 2-kinase activity; ATP binding. Lineage: Eukaryota; Metazoa; Chordata; Mammalia; Scandentia; Tupaiidae. The transcript has 15 exons. Bases 46 to 1932 code for a protein of 628 amino acids. Gene Ontology annotation, biological process: inositol phosphate biosynthetic process. The record is from RefSeq and is a predicted model, not a curated record. Gene Ontology annotation, cellular component: nucleus.
CGUCCCCGCGUCCCGGCCCGCUAGGCGCCAGGCCCGCGCCGGGGCAUGGACGAAGGGAAGAUGGACGAGAAUGAAUGGCGGUACCACGGUGAGGGCAACAAGAGCCUGGUGGUGGCCCACGCGCAGCGCUGUGUCGUGCUGCGUUUUCUGAAGUUCCCUCCGAACAGGAAGAAGACCUCGGAGGAGAUAUUCCAGCACCUGCAGAACAUAGUGGACUUUGGCAAGAACGUCAUGAGAGAGUUUUUGGGGGAGAACUAUGUGCACUGUGGGGAGGUCGUGCAGCUGCCCCUGGAGUUCGUGAAGCAGCUGUGUGUGAAGAUACAGUCCGAGAGACCAGAGUCUCGCUGUGACAAGGACUUGGACACUCUCAGUGGCUACGCCAUGUGCCUUCCCAACUUAACCAGGCUCCAGACCUACCGCGUGGCAGAGCACCGGCCCACUCUGUGUGUGGAGAUUAAGCCAAAGUGUGGGUUUAUCCCUUUCUCGAGUGACGUCACACACGAGAUGAAACAUAAGGUGUGCCGCUACUGCAUGCACCAGCACCUCAAGGUGAAGUCUCGCUGUGACAAGGACUUGGACACUCUCAGUGGCUACGCCAUGUGCCUUCCCAACUUAACCAGGCUCCAGACCUACCGCGUGGCAGAGCACCGGCCCACUCUGUGUGUGGAGAUUAAGCCAAAGUGUGGGUUUAUCCCUUUCUCGAGUGACGUCACACACGAGAUGAAACAUAAGGUGUGCCGCUACUGCAUGCACCAGCACCUCAAGGUGGCGACCGGGAAGUGGAAGCAGAUAAGUCAGUACUGCCCCCUCGACCUCUACUCGGGAAAUAAGCAGAGGAUGCACUUUGCCUUGAAGAGUUUGCUGCAGGAGGCCCAGAACAACUUGAAGAUAUUUAAGAACGGCGAGCUGAUUUAUGGCUGCAGAGAUGCCCGCAGCCCCGCGGCUGACUGGGGCGAGCUCGCGCACCACCUGAAGCCCUUCUUCUUCCCUUCCAACGGCCUGGCCAGCGGGCCCCACUGCACGAGGGCUGUGAUCCGGGAGCUGGUGCGUGUCAUCACCCGGGUGCUGCUGAGUGGCUCCGACAAGGGCCGGCCGGGUGCCCUCAGGCCAGGGCCUGUGCCUCGGGGCCCACGUGUCUGUGAAGCCCAGAACGAGUGGCGGUCUGGCACGUCUGUGGUCUGUGUGCACACCGGCCCCGGCAGCUCUGCGGGUGGGCGGGCCAUCCACCCUCAGCACUGGGGACCUAGCCUGGCCUGGGCGGAGCUGAUGGCUGAGCCCCAGCGCACCCCUGCUCUGGGCCAGCCACGUCUCCCUGCGCUUUCUUCAGCCUCUGAUAAUGAACUGCUCUCAUUUUCCCCGAUGUUCUUGGUAGGAAAAAACGCCCCAGAGCGCUCGGGGUUACCGAAGGGCUGUCUUCUGUACAAAACCCUCCAGGUGCAGAUGUUAGACCUGCUGGACAUCGAAGGCCUCUACCCUCUGUACAACCGGGUCGAGCGGUACCUGGAGGAGUCUCCUGAGGAGAGAAAAAUGUUACAAAUAGAUGGGCCUUAUGACGAGGCAUUUUACCAGCAGCUGCUUGAUCUUUCCACUGAGGACGACGGGACAGUGGCCUUUGCCUUGAGGAAGGUCCAGCAGUACCGUGUCGCCAUGACGGCCAAGGACUGCUCCAUUAUGAUCGCGCUGGCCCCUUGUCUGCAGGAUGCAAGCUCCGACCAGAGGCCUGUCGUCCCUUCGUCGAGGUCCAGGUUUGCCUUCUCCGUGUCUGUGCUGGACCUCGAUCUCAAGCCCUACGAGAGCAUCCCUCAUCAGUAUAAGCUGGAUGGCAAGAUAGUCAGCUACUAUUCCAAGGCCGUGCGUGCCAAAGACGCCGCUGUGGUGGCGGCCCGGUUCAAGGAAAGCGAAGAUUGCACAUUGGUUCUCCACAAGGUCUAACUUGCCCUCAGUGUCUGGAACGGGAACGUAGAGUGAAGGGUGACGAGAGGGCUAUUUUCUGAUGUGGGGGGCACUCUGGGCUGUGAAUGUUUUUGCCUUUCCUCCCUGUUGAGGGGGGGACUGCCCUUGCAGACGUGGGAGUGAGCACUAGGAACGUUUUCCAGGACAAGGAAUGCUGGACGUGGUACUGUGUCCCAGGAACCUGCUCCUGAAAUGCAAGUGUCCGUGGAGCCCCAGGAGGACACUCUGGGUGCCCCUUCUCCCACCUGGGGCUCGUGUCUAACUCUCUAAUGCGAAAGCCUUAUUAUAUAAGACCCAAGGUUUGGUUCUUUUCACCAGACGCCUAACAUAGAAAACUUGAAUUGUCACAUUCAUCUUAUAGUUUGGACUUUUAAGGAAACACGGAUGCCACUGGAACUGUCCCCAGUGAGUUACGUAGUCACUUUUUCAGUACAAGCCACUCAUCAGACGAGACUUCAGGUGGUUUCCUGCUGCAGAGCUGACCCGGUGGGCAGUGUGGUCACUGGUUCUGAGCAGCCCAGACUCAGGUCCCUGUGGAGGUGGAGGUGGAGGUGCCGAGGCCCACAUGUGCUAGCAGGGAGCACGGGACUCAGGCCAGGGUGGCACCACUCGAACCUGUAACUUCAGGGGGACAUACAGCGUUUUCUCCCUUGAAAUUGCUGCUGUCGAAGGUGGAAGCAGAGCUGGAAGCAGGCGUGGACCGACAGCUGUGUCUUCCUGGCACCCUGGUGGUAUGGGUGGCCGGGGAUGUUCUCCCUUCUUCCUGGACUGCACCCUCCCUGGGCUUGCCGCGAGGCAGGUCAGCUCCGUGUCAGGUGCACGGGCCCAUGGCCUGCCUGGCGCUGGCAGGCUCUGCUUCCAUGGCUGACUCCUGGCUGGUGCUGUGGGUUCUUGGGGUCACCAAGAGUGUGCCCGGCUGCUAUGAAAACUAUUGGGAAUCUUGGCUUCAGUUUUUUAUUCUAUGGUAGGUUGUACAGACUGAUUAUUUAUAUCACUGUUUUAAGGGACUAAUGAAGGCUUAUUGUAACAUAUAAUAUUAGCAAAACCAUGGAGUUGUAUGAGAUGCUAUAUGAAAAAUAAGGAAAAUAUUUUGCUGAUUGUAAAUUUUUGUGGGAAAUUUUGUGAUAACUUGAGAAUUAUACUUGUUUGAAUCAAGCAAA